Menidia menidia (Atlantic silverside) is the source of this 1868-nucleotide messenger RNA. NCBI's taxonomy places the organism in Eukaryota, Metazoa, Chordata, Actinopteri, Atheriniformes, Atherinopsidae. The record is from the annotation of a GenBank genome assembly.
CUCCUUUGAAAGGAGAUAUUCUGGCCUCCAUGGUAACAAAGACCCGCCUCGGCUGCCAUGUCGUCCGCCUCCGUGUCAACAUCUGCUGGUUGUGUUGGUGAUGCUGCCGCUGCCAUGGCAACGGCGGGCUGUGAGCAGGCGCUGCUGGCUUCGGACCGCUACGCCAGACUCAUCCUGGCCCAGAUGAACAAGAUGCGUCACCGCGCCGACUUCUGCGACGUGGGGCUGAAGGUGGGCGGCCGGGUCUUCAGGGUCCACCGGCUGGUGCUGGCUGCCAGCAGCCAGUACUUCUCCGCCUUGUUCUCAAGUGGGAUGAGGGAGGUGGAUGAGGACGAGGUGCAGAUUAUGGGAGUGGAAACGGAAGUCUUUGAGGUUUUGCUUGACUUCAUAUACACAGGGGCGAUCAGCGUUACCGUGGAGAACGUUCAGGAGCUCAUUGUUGCAGCCGAUAUGCUGCAGCUGAAUGAAGUGGUGUCAAUCUGUGGGGAGUUUCUCAAAGGCCACAUGGACCCAUCCAACUGUGUGGGCAUAUUUCAGUUCCUGGAGCAGAUUGCCUGCGCGGAAAUGCUGGAAUAUACUGAAAACUACAUCCAUGUUCACUUCCUGGAGGUGUGCGUCACUGAUGAGUUCAGGGCCUUGUCAAAGGAUCAGCUGGUGAGGCUUCUGCGAAGUGAAGAGCUGAGGAUUGAAGAUGAGUAUCAGGUAUUCACUGCUGCUAUGGAUUGGGUUCUCCAAGAUGUGGCAAAAAGGAAGAAGCAUGUUGUGGAGGUGUUGGAAGCCGUCCGCUUCCCGCUGCUAUCCCCGCAGAGACUGUUCAAAUAUAUAGAAGGUGUUACCGACUUCAGCCUGCGGGUGGCACUGCAGACUCUGCUGAAGGAAUACACCGAGGUCACAAAGUCUCCCAAAGAAAAUAAGAUAUACAGUCAGCUCCAACCAGCAAAGAUGAGACCCAGAAGAAAAGCCAGAAAAUUCCUCUAUGCCAUAGGAGGCUACACGCGGCUGCAGGGCGGCCGGUGGAGCGACAGCAGAGCGCUGAGCUGCGUCGAGCGCUUUGACACUUUCAACCAAUACUGGACCACCGUGUCCUCCCUGCAUCAGGCCCGCAGUGGGCUGGGCGUCGCUGUCCUGGAGGGCAUGAUCUACGUGGUGGGAGGGGAGAAAGACUCCAUGAUUUUUGACUGCACUGAGAGAUACGACCCAGUUACCAAGCACUGGGCAGCGGUGGCGUCUCUAAAUUUCCCCCGCUGCGGAGUUGGCGUGUGUCCCUGCCACGGCGCUCUGUACGCACUCGGAGGCUGGAUUGGAUCCGAGAUAGGGAAGACCAUGGAGAGAUAUGACCCCGAGGAGAACAAGUGGGAGGUCAUCGGCAGCAUGGCGGUGCCCCGCUAUUACUUUGGCUGCUGUGAGCUGCAUGGAUUCAUCUAUGUGAUCGGGGGAAUCAGUGACGAGGGAAUGGAGCUGCGCUCAGCGGAGGUGUACGACCCCAUCUCCCACAGGUGGAGCGCCCUGCCCGUGAUGGUCACCCGCCGGGCCUACGUGGGCGUCGCCUGCUUGAACAACUGCAUCUAUGCUGUCGGGGGCUGGAACGAGGCACUGGGAGCACUGGAGACCGUGGAAAAGUACUGUCCAGAGGAGGAGAAAUGGGUGGAGGUGGCCCCGAUGUCCACGGCGCGCGCCGGUGUCUCUGUGUCAGCCGUCAACGGGCUGCUUUACGCAGUCGGCGGCAGGGCCUCCAGCAGGGACUUCUCGGCCCCCGUGACGGUGGACUCGGUGGAAAUCUACGACCCCCACUUGGACACGUGGACCGAGGUGGGCAACAUGAUCACCAGCCGCUGCGAUGGCGGGCUGGCGGUGCUCUGACCGCUCCC